This is a messenger RNA of Tricharina praecox, 1981 nucleotides long. Its product is annotated as ferric reductase like transmembrane component-domain-containing protein. NCBI's taxonomy places the organism in Eukaryota, Fungi, Ascomycota, Pezizomycetes, Pezizales, Pyronemataceae. The record is from RefSeq and is a predicted model, not a curated record. The coding region runs from base 1 to 1971 and encodes 656 amino acids. Gene Ontology annotation, molecular function: ferric-chelate reductase activity. Gene Ontology annotation, cellular component: plasma membrane. The transcript is spliced from 8 exons. Gene Ontology annotation, biological process: intracellular iron ion homeostasis; iron ion transport; copper ion import.
AUGGCCUGCGAAGGGGCGGACAUUGACAACCACUCGACUACUCACGAAGCUUCGAAGCUUCCGGAAUCGAGACCCGAGAGCAGUGCUGACGCCCUCAAUGAAGCCCUGAACCUGACACGAAACCAGGCGCUCGGGAAUGCGCUCUACAUCGCGUGCGGGAUAAUAAUCUUCAUCGGGCUUGUGACGAGCCUCGUGACAACGGUGCGCGCACACAACUACGAUGGCGAGUCGCAGACGGCGCAGGUGCGGGACCGGCCGACACGGUUAAAAACAUGGUUCCGGCGGCGGUUCCUGCUGCCGGCGCUGUUCGGCGACCACCACAUCCGGCCGAUGGGGUACUACCAGUGGCCGACGCGCGGGCAGACGCUGAUGGUCUUUGGCUACCUCCUGCUCAACGUGCUGUUCCUCGCUACGGACUAUGUCGGCACCGGCCGCACGGUUAAGGCGGUCAGUGAUCGCGCCGGACACCUCGCGAUCGUUAAUAUGCCGAUUUACUUUUUGUUUGCGGGGAGGAAUAAUAUCCUCAUUUGGGUUACGGGUUGGCCCCAGAGGGACUUUCAGGUCUUUCAUAAGUGGAUCGGCAGGAUAUCGACGCUGGAGGCUAUCAUACAUUCGGCGGGUUAUGGCUAUUUUGCGGCGCAGAAUCAUUGGGAUAUGUCGAAAGGUGGGAAGAGAGAGGCUUGGUUCAAUGGAAUUGCUGCGACGUCAACGGUGUGCGCCAUGCUGUGCUUCAGCAUGAUGGCCAUGCGGAAGAGGUGGUACGAGUUUUUCCUGGUGGUGCACAUAAUCGGCGCAAUUCUUUUCCUGGCGUUUCUCUACGGGCACGUCAAAGAUUUUACGCAUCCGUAUUCGAUCUACGUCUGGGUCUGCGUCGGAAUCUGGGCGCUGGAUCGGAUCCUGCGCGUGGUGCGCCUGAUAAUCUUCAAUUUCCGCGGCCGCAACGUGGCAAAGGUGAAGUUGAUCCCGGGGACCACCACGAUCCGCCUCACCGUGCAUCCCAAGAUGGAAGACGUGGGCUUCGCACCAGGCGCGCACUACUUCCUGUACUUCCCGGACCGCUGGUGUUUCUGGGAGAGCCACCCUUUCACGGCAGCGGCAUGGCGCCCGGCGGGGCCCAGCCUGACCCAGGCGCCCGAGAAAGUCCUCGUGCUCCUCGAGAAGAUCUCAGCGAAGCGCGAGGCGCCACCGAACAACAAGCGGAUCCGCGAGCUCGCAGCCGACGAGAAGAUCACGAGCCUGCAGCUGCACAACACGCACGACACGGACACGGACACGGACCGGGAGAAGAAGCGGCCGUCCAAGCCCCGCGCGCCACGCAAAGACGCCGCCUUCGUCGUCACCACGUCCUCCGCGCGCCGCGGGCCCCAGCGCGCAAAACUCACCUUCCUGAUCCACGCGCGCCACGGCGUCACGCUCGAGCUGCUGCGCCGCGUCACCGCCGCGCCAAAUCACUCUAUCGAGCUCCCCUGCCUCCUAGAGGGCCCCUACGGCAUCGCGAGACCAGUGCAGGCCUUCCCGACGGUGAUCCUCAUCGCAGGCGGCGUCGGCAUCUCCACCGCCCUGCCGUACCUGCAGCAGCACCUCUCCACCGGCGUCGAGACGAGCCGCCGCUUCGUCCUCAUCUGGAGCGUGCGCGAUGGUUCGCUCGCCGAGAAGCUGCUCGCCCACAUCCGCGGCCUGGGGUUUAGGCAGGAUGUCGUCGUUAAGGUCUUUAUCACGCGCGCGAAGGAGGGGGACUCGUGGAGGCUGCCCGUCGGCGUGAAGGUGAGGUAUAGGAGGCCGAGGAUUGAGGAUACCAUUGUUAGAGAGGCGAGGGAGAGGGUCCCUGGGACGCCCAUGUGCGUCGUUGCUUGUGGUGGCGCGGCGGUGGUGGAUUGUGCGCGCAAGGGGAGUGUACUCGCCCUGGAGGAUGCGGGCGGUAUGAAGGGCACCGGAGAGAUUGCGUAUUGGGAGGAGGGGUAUGGGUGGUAGCGAACUGGGG